AUGACUGCCAUGGAUUGCAUCACACAGACAAAGGUAUCAAGAUAUAAGUCAGGAUUAUCUGAAGCUAACAGACACCUCUGUACUUCUCAGGACCAAAGCAUCUCUGAAGCCCAAAUGUGGUGUUCCUGCAUCAAGUUCCUUAGCCUCUCUGGGGCACCUGUGAACCAUGGACACUGCACCCUCAUCCCAGUCGGGAUGUCCUGCAGAGACACUUCACUUUCGCCAGGAGGAGGACUGACCCUGAAUUCACUCUUUUCUUUUCUUCUUGGGCUUCCUAGACAACACAGAGAGCAAGGUGCUCCUGCCUCCUUUGUACAUGCACGUAUAGAGCAGAUAUUGGAGAGCUCAGGGCUCAAAGACACCUGUGACCCAGAGCUGCAGCCAGACAAGUACUGGGCUGAGAGGCAGACAGAGGGGAUUUGGGGGCUCAAUGGGAGGAAAUGGGAGGAGGUAUCAAAAGCUCAGGUCCUGCUCUCAAGCUCACCCUGCAGGAGAAAGGCCUUGAUCUGUGCAUUUGCAGGGGAGAAGAUAUGCUUCCUUGUUCAGGACAUACCCUGGUUCCUGGCACAGCCUGACACCUUCUCUGACAGGCACAAGCUUCUUCCAGGGCCAGAGAAAGGGAUGAUGCUUACCAUACCUCACUGGGUUUAUUAUCCACAAGGAGUGCUUAGGGUGGCUAGGAGAAAUAGACAGUUGUGGUGUUCACAAGAGAUUGUAGAUUUCAUUCCCCAAGAGCCAGGACCAUCUGUGCCAACCGCAUGGAAUUCUGUCACUGUUCCAUGUUCCAGUCCUCCAAGGACUCAGUCUCAAAUCACAAUGAACAACUACACAGCUGUAGCAGAGUUUGUCCUGCAGGAAUUCUCUGGGGAUCCUGGGUUCCAGGCUUUCUUAUUUGCCUUUUUCUCCAUUUUCUAUACUAUGGCUGUUACAGGAAACACCCUCAUUUUCAUGGCCAUCAGCCUGAACUCAAGUCUUCACACCCCCAUGUACUUCUUCCUUGCAAACCUGGCCCUGUUGGACAUUGUCUGCACAUCCACUGUUCUUCCCAAGCUGCUGGAGGGUCUGGUGGGGAAGGGCAGCCACAUCUCUUAUAAAGGAUGCUUGACCCAGCUUUUCUUCCUAACCUGGGUUCUGGGGGCUGAGCUGCUACUGCUCACGGCUAUGGCCUAUGACCGCUAUGUGGCCAUCUGUCGCCCACUGCACUACAGCAUGCUGAUGAGUCGGCCUGUCUGUGUCCUGCUGGCAGGCAGUGUAUGGGUCAGCAGUGCAAUCAACACAUCCGUGCACACUGGCCUGAUGGCACGGCUCCAUUUCUGUGGCCCCAACCAAAUCCGCCACUUUUUAUGUGAAAUCCCAGCACUGCUACAGCUGUCUUGCAGCCCAACCACCCUCAACAAUAUCAUGACUAUAAUCGCAGAUGCUUUUUAUGGCGUGGUCAACUUCCUGUUUACCAUGAUAUCCUACAGCUUCAUCAUUGCCAGCAUCCUACUCAUCCGCUCUGCAGAGGGCAAGAAGCGUGCUUUCUCCACGUGCUCUGCCCAUCUGGUGGUGGUCACCUUGUACUACUCCACCGUCAUCUAUACCUAUGUGCAGCCUGGCUCUGGAUCUUCCUUGGAAAAUAGCAAGGUGGUUGUUUUAUUGUACACAGCAGUCUGCCCUACCCUGAACCCCCUCAUUUACUCUCUGAGGAAUAAGGAUGUCAAAGUGGCCCUCAGGAAGCUGUUGGCU
Molecule: messenger RNA, 1728 nt
Organism: Arvicola amphibius (Eurasian water vole)
Lineage: Eukaryota; Metazoa; Chordata; Mammalia; Rodentia; Cricetidae
Product: olfactory receptor 13A1-like
Exons: 7
Biological process (GO): G protein-coupled receptor signaling pathway
Cellular component (GO): membrane
Molecular function (GO): G protein-coupled receptor activity; olfactory receptor activity
Source: RefSeq, a predicted model, not a curated record